UACAACACCUUCCAAGCUGUGAUUAUCACAGACGGUGUCUACACCUUUGUGAUGUACAACUAUCCACCUGACGUUAUUCUGUGGUCAGCACCAACCACGAGCGCCAAAUGGGGUCUCUACACCAAAGGAAAUUCUAUAAAUGAUCCUCUUCCUGUCGUCGGCUGGAGUGCUGGGUGCCGACGAGAAGAAUAUUUCAAUGUACCAAGGUCUGGAGAGGUCAUGAUCGGAAACAUAAGUAAAAUAACUGGCAAAACUGUAUUUGGAAAUCCCAAAAAGCGAAACGAAUUCAAAAAUUAUUCUCACUUGAGCCAAGGAAAAUGGUUAUUUCGUUUGGAAACUUCACUUGUUAAACUGUCAAAGGACAAAUGUAAAAGUUGGUUUAAAAAAGAACCAGAUCCACGGCCUGUCCUUGAAUACCUUGAACCUUGCCCUUGUACAUUCUUUCAAGCCCAAUGGGACGAAAGAUUCGAUGUGCAAGAAGGCUGGAGAGGCAAAUCCGAAGUUUGCGCCUAUUCCACCUUCACUUCUAUCGACGGUUGGCAACAGAAAUGUUGUUACUCUAACGACGGGAGAAGCAAUGGUGCGCUCAUCGUAGGUCAUCCAGGGGGAGGCAGUGCUCUCAGGAAAAAGUACGUUAAGAACGUAAUUUCCGAUGAUGAUAAAUUCUACGACAGGUGCUGUGUACAAACGGCAAUGUGUCAUCUUUAUUACCAGAGAAGACCAUCAGACAACUGCAAGCAAUACGAACCACCUGAGUGGAGUUGGAUGUGGGGUGACCCUCACUUUGUCACCCUUGAUGGCAAAAACUACACGUUUAACGGUCUUGGUGAAUAUGUGAUGCUUGAUGCAAAGGACGGCUUCUUUGAGCUGCAAGCRCGUACAAGACUCGCUAAAGGAGGUGGAACUGCUACCGUCUUUUGUGCUGCAGUGGCCAAAGAAAGAAAUACAAGCAAAGUGGAAAUCAGUUUAAAGAGAGAAGGUAACUUUACACUUUUUGUUGAUGGAGAGACCUUGGAUUACUACAGUCUUACCAAUCAGUCAACCAGUCUCAAUGGCUCUGUCGUUGUCUUGCGUCCUAAAGACAACUCAUUCAGAGCAACUUUCCCAUCUGGAAUCUCAGUUACUGUAACAGAAGUAAAGGGUGCCCUGUCCAUCUUAUUGGCAAUGCCCAAGUCAUUCAGGAACCAGACGAAAGGGUUGUUAGGAACCUGGAAUGGUGACCAAACAGAUGACCUGACAACACCUAGUGGAGAUGUUUUACCUGCAAAUGCAAGCAGCAAGAAUAUUCACUUUCAGUUUGGACAGAAAUGGCAAGUAAACGAGAGUACCUCACUUUUUACCUACCAGUUCAACGAGAACGUCUCCACGUUUUCCAACACAUCAUUCGUGCCAAUGUUCAUAGAGGAUCUGAUUGAGGAAUUCUACAAUGAAUCCCUAAAGCAACAAGCUCAAGCUGCUUGCAAAGGGGACAUCAACUGCUUGUUUGACUCUGCUUCAACCAAGGACGUGUCUGUUGGAAUAAGCACAAAGAUUGUUGGAUCACAAUUGGUCUACGAAUCCAACACGCUGAAAAACUCUCCUCCAAAGUUCGACAACACGUCAUCUGUUCUUUACCUAACGGUGAACUUUUCAAAAAGUGUGACAUUCAAGGCCAAGGACCCGGAUGGAGAUAAAAUAAGAUUCAACAUAACAGGUCCUCCAGAUGAUGCAACAGUAUGGACUAAUGAGUCUUCGAUAAUCCUGAAAUGGAUGGUUACCACAAAAUCGGUAAAAUUGGAAAUAAUCGCCACAGACAACAAAGGAGCGACUUCUGUUUUGAGGCCAGUGCUGCACGUCUGCGCGUGUUACAAUGGUGGUGACUGUUUGAUAACUAACCAAGAAGAAGAAGAGGAUAGAAAUAAUAGUCGUUUUAGCAUCAUGUCUUGUCAGUGUCCAAGUGGUUACACGGGUCGAUUCUGUGAAAGUGAUGUUGAUGCAUGUGAGGUCAAUAUGAACCCAUGUUACCCUGGAGUACAGUGUAAGGACUUGCCAGCUCCUGCUAAUGUCACCGGAUAUGAAUGUGGACCGUGCCCGUCUGGAUUCUCAGGACAAGGAGAUUCUUGCUUAGAUAUUGAUGAAUGUGAUGACUUCGUCUCACAACGAUGUUCCCAAAUAUGUGCCAACACUCCUGGAUCAUUCAUAUGUGGUUGUAACCCUGGUUACGUGCUAAAUGAAGGUGGCCGCUCAUGUGAUGACGUAAACGAGUGCCAUCCAGCCAGUGACUGUAUGCAAAGAUGUGUGAAUACUCCGGGUAGUUACACAUGUACCUGUGACAAGUACUUUACAGUAGAUCCUACCAAUCCCAAGAGAUGCAUACCGGAGUCCCCCUGUAAGGAUGGUAACCAUCAAUGUCAGGAUAUUUGCUACGUCUCCAACGGGACGGACCACUGUACUUGUCAUCCUGGAUACGAACUUCAACAUGACAAUAAAUCAUGCACAGACAUCGAUGAAUGCACAACAGGGAAGAAUCGCUGUAAUCAGGAAUGUCGCAAUAUCAUUGGUUGGUACGAUUGUAAAUGUCGUCCUGGAUAUCGUCUGGAUACUGACAACGUGACGUGCAUUGAUAUCGACGAGUGCCUUGAAUGGACGUUUAACUGCUCAGCUAAUCUGCGUUGCCGCAAUACCAUUGGCUCCUACGAAUGCGAGUGUAGAAUAGGCCUCGUAUGGAAGGGCAAUGAAUGUCAAGAACCUGAGAAACCGGCUACGACUUCACCUCCGUCAACACCAAGACCACCUUCAAAAAGAGAUAUCCAAAACUCUGUUAAUGUUACCAUCAAAGGACUUGACAUAACUGAGUGGCACCACAAAAAAGAUCUGAAAUUUAAGAACGCUGUGGCCCAAGAAGUUACUGAAUUCUGUUCUAAAAGUCAGAGCUGCUUUAGACCCAAGACAAGAGUAAGGCGCUCCACUGGUGUAACCUUCACAACACAAGAAGUUCAUCUUCUGCCAGGUUACCCAGUACAGUUGUCUUACUCUUCCAUCCCUGAUCACGUGAUUGCUGCUGUAGCAUUCUACGUUAACUUCCCACCAGGUGCCGCCAUUGGAGUCACUGACACAGUCGAUAAGAAUAUUCUCGUUGAUAUCGUGAAAGGAUCCCUGGCUCGUAUAGGCAGAGCUAUCAACAAGACAAUACUCUCUGUAUCCGUGUAUAUGGAUGAAAAACUAACAGGCCAACCUACCACUAAACCUUAUACACCUACCAACAAUGAGCCUACUGACACCAGAGAUCACAAAGAAAAGACUGGAUAUGUCCGUUAUCUUAUCAUUGGUGGAUCAGUAGUGGGGACUCUUUUGAUCUUCAUCAUUAUCGUUGUAAUUAUCAGGAAAUCAAGGGAGAGCUCCCCCGCAGCAAUCAAAAAGCAAGUUGAAAUAGAGAUGAAAAUGCAGAAUGAAGACUACAGUAUUGACAAUCUGGGAGCAGAUAUUCUGGACACAGAUAAACCAGCAUACCAAAUAAACACAUAAGCAUGUUGCACACUUUUAUGAGGUUUUUCAUGUGACGUCACGCUGUAGAGAUUUUUUUUCAAAUCUGAAAAAGCAGUUGACAUUCAAAGUUUUCAUACAGAUAUUAGUAAAAACUGUGAAGUUUCGCGAAGAUCGCACAUAAACUAUCGAAGAUAUGAUUUUCUUUAAAAAAAGAAAUUUUACGAAGAACUGUUAUGUUGGCAGGCAAAAUUUGCCCUCCAGCAUACAUUCAUUUUUUUGUCGUAAACGUUGCAAGGUUGAUUCGUACACUCUCUGGAUUAUGGCAGAAAUCCAUGGAUGGAUAGUUAUGGACUUCUGAUUAUGAACAAUGUUCACGAAACUUUACAAAUUUUUCUAAUAUCUAUAGGAAACAUUUGACUGAAAAUCAGUUCUUUUUUCUGACAAAAGAUGAAAUUUUUGAUAGCGUGACAUGACAUUGAAAAACCCCAAUAGAUAUCUUUUAUCGUGCACCAAGUAUUUUCACUAAUAUCGAGGUGGAUCGAGGUGUUCAUUUUAUUGUAUUUUAUUUUUUUGAUCAUUUUGACCCAACUGCUCAAGGGGGAUAGGGUCACUUGACCUAGAAAGUGUCUUAUUUGUUUCACAAAAUGUAUCAAAUGGAUCUGAAUGACCUGUUUAGCACUCGACUAAGUAUUCGUUGUUCUUUACUAGUAAGAUCACGUGACCAGACGAGAACUAGUUCUUUCAGGAUUUAUUUUAUAUAGCGUUGGAGUCCUAAAGAACAAGAAAAACUAGAUUAUUAUCAGACGAAUUUGUAAGUUACGAUUGUUAAUCUUUUUGUUUUAAGUAAUCUUUUUAUUUUAAGGUAUCGAUAUUUUUUCUUUGAUUUUCCAUUUUAAUAUAUAGAUAUAGAUACAUGCACGCUGUAUAUGUGACAGAGAAGCUUGAGAGAGAAAAUUUGUUUGUAAUCACAGAAGCAAAACCUCGACUGCUAUAUGCAGAUAAGUAAAAAUAAUUUUAAAAAAUAUCAUUUAAACUAUUUUCCUUUGUUUUGAUUCGCCGAGAUAACUGCAAAUAACUGCCAACAAAUAAUAAUUUUCUCAUCAUGCGCAUUAUACUGUGGUUGUCGGAAUGGUGCAAAAUUCAACGAAUGUGAACACGUUCAAAAUCAACAAAUUAUUUGUAUAUCGACACUUUCGUGGUCAACUCAAAAUCUUAUUCAAAUAAAAAAUCUCCUAAUUGCUUCAACCUCAAGUUUAUGCCAAAAACAAUACCUUUUAUCGCCCAACUUCAACAGAAAAUUCCUAUUCAACUUCAACAAAAAAUUAUUCUCAACAAUUUGGGAACGAACGGUACUACUGUUUUGCAGAGAGGAAACUGGGGGCUAUAGCCCAAUUUUUUUUAAACAAUUUUUUUUAAACAAUUUUUUUAAUCAAUAAUUUWUUUUUUUUUWAAUAGCAAUUUUUGACAAGUUUUUAAAGUGGACAACAAAUAAACAACUGAUCUUUCCUUAGGUUUUGUAAACUUUUUUAUUACUCGCCAUGGUUAGCGCUAACCAUGUGUCACAAAAAGUAUAAAAUAACAUUGAUUAAUUAGGAAAUUUCACUAUUGCCUAGCCUAUUUUACGUGCUUUCCUGCUACAACAUGUUUGUAUGUUUUGUAAUUUCCUGUAAAUAGUCCAUAUAAACUGUUGUAAUAGUACUCAUUUGUAAACUCCAUGGCUAGCGUCUGUUGAUUACAGACGAAACGCGUCGGAGUAAUAAGAAAUUUUACAAAACCUACAAUAUUACGGAGCAAAGAAUGGACCAACGAUAAUCGGUAUUACAAUUGUGCCACUUGUAACUGAAUAUGAAUUUAAAUAUUAAAAGUGAUACUAACUGAU
Messenger RNA from Actinia tenebrosa (Australian red waratah sea anemone), 5344 nucleotides. RefSeq lists its product as uncharacterized. Lineage: Eukaryota; Metazoa; Cnidaria; Anthozoa; Actiniaria; Actiniidae. Gene Ontology annotation, cellular component: membrane. Gene Ontology annotation, biological process: cell-matrix adhesion. Gene Ontology annotation, molecular function: protein binding; calcium ion binding. The record is from RefSeq and is a predicted model, not a curated record.